This is a messenger RNA of Lindgomyces ingoldianus, 1463 nucleotides long. RefSeq lists its product as uncharacterized. The record is from RefSeq and is a predicted model, not a curated record. NCBI's taxonomy places the organism in Eukaryota, Fungi, Ascomycota, Dothideomycetes, Pleosporales, Lindgomycetaceae. Bases 474 to 1463 code for a protein of 329 amino acids. The transcript is spliced from 2 exons.
CUGCACUCCAUAAACUUGGAUGCCUACUAUUGCUUUGAGAAAAAUGUGCACCCCUACCAGCUUAGCAAACUGAUGACAAUGCCACUGUCAGAAGCCACUUCCAUGGUAGACGCCAUUCCAGUUGAGAAUACACAAGGCCGCACAUAGCUCGUCGCGAUUACCAAGGCGCGACGUGCAGACAACACACUGUUAAACCAUUCAAAUCACGCACAGUCUGUGCGUCUUAUUCCAAAGUCUGCCCUGCUGCCAUAGCAACGAUCACUCUCGACGCCACAGAUUGCACCACACCCCUGGAGGGGAACUCUAACCUAGAUCUCCCCAUUGUCCCACUAUCGGUUUGCAACUAACAAUCAACUCUCAACCCACUCGAAACUAGAAGCCAUCGAAGGGUACAAAAUUGCCAGGAAGCCAAGCUUUAAGGGAAAUUUGAGACGGUCACUAGAAAGGAAGGCACCAAGAAGACGCCAAACGCUAUGGAACUUGAGAAAGCGUUCUUCGAGCACACAGGACAUAAACCUCUCCUCACGCGAGCCCUCAUCGAACACGUUGAGAGUCAGAGGGUCCGGAUUCGAAAUGGUGAAAAGACUUAUAUUCAAUUGAAUUUGGAAGGAAACUCUUCCGAAGAGUCGUCUCGGUGGUUCCAAGAUAUGGAAGCUAAAGGCAAACCCAUUACAAUAUUCUAUAACCACUAUCAAGAAAUGGCAAAAAUUCUCGACGUUCGGAGCGAUGCCGAUCCCUUCUUUAAAUUCAACCGAACAAUCCCCAUCCAUUUUGUAGUCCAAUGCCCGGAUCCUGAAGACCCGAAGGAAUUCGAUCUUCAAAAGAUGAAAGCUAGGCUAGAAGGAUGGGAGCAGUCCUGGAAUAAAAGCGUCGAGCGCCAGAAACUCCUAGAGUCAGUUCAAACAGCCAAAUCUACUGUUCCAAUCAAUAAAAUUAUUGGACUCGGCCUCGGUUCGGGGAAUCGCCCGUACAAGGACUACACACAUGCGCGAUUUAGCUACUGCCAACAUCUCGCUGCUUGUGAUAUUGCGCUGGAGCUCCAAAAGCUAUAUGGACCGGAUACAGAGCCUAUCGAGAUCUUCGGCCAAGAUCCAGAGUACACUCCAAACGAUAAAGUGAUUCUAGCACACCUGAACCCGCCUAUUGCCACGUUGGAGGAUCCAUAUGGCUUUCUCGCAAUUGACAAGACGACUUUCGUCAUGUCAGUUCACCCAAACGUUCCUGUGCGACAGAUUAUCGCCGAUCUAGCUUUGGAGUCGAAUGACGCUUGUCCGGCGGGCGUCCUUUGGAACUACAAUCCGCAAUGGCGGGAGGAAGGCGGAGACCAGGAUCACACAGAUCCAUGCUCUAGCCGAGUUGAGAAGAUGCUUGAAGGCUUCGUUUUGGCCGAAAUUUUCGAAGACGACAAGGAAGAAGAUCGGAAUACUUUUGGGAAGACUGCUAUUUGGUUUAGGAAGUUGUGA